Molecule: messenger RNA, 570 nt
Organism: Neofelis nebulosa (Clouded leopard)
Lineage: Eukaryota; Metazoa; Chordata; Mammalia; Carnivora; Felidae
Product: large ribosomal subunit protein uL22-like
Exons: 1
Coding region: 1-570 (189 amino acids)
Biological process (GO): cytoplasmic translation
Cellular component (GO): ribosome; cytosolic large ribosomal subunit
Molecular function (GO): structural constituent of ribosome
Source: RefSeq, a predicted model, not a curated record
AUGGUUAGCUAUUCACAUGACCCGGAAAAGACCACAAAUUCAUGUAAAUCAAGAGGUUCAAAUCUUCGUGUUCACUUCAAGAAUACAUGUGAAACUGCCCAGGCCAUCUACGGUAUGCAUAUCCAAAAAGCCACCAAGUAUCUGAAAGCUGUCACUUUGCAGAAGCAAUGGGUGCCAUUCCAACGCUACAAUGGUGGAGUUGGUAGAUGUGCCCAGGCCAAACAGUGGGGCUGGACACAGAGUCGCUGGCCCAAAAAGAGUGCUGAAUUUUUACUGCACAUGCUUAAAAAUGCAGAGAGUAAUGCUGAACUUAAGGGUUUAAAUGUAGAUUCUCUGGUCACUGAGCACAUCCAGGUGAACAAAGCCUCCAAAAUGCGGCAUAGAACUUACAGGGCUCAUGGUCGGAUUAACCCAUACAUAAGCUCUCCCUGCCACAUUGAGAUGAUCCUUACUGAAAAAGAGCAGAUUGUUCCUAAACCAGAAGAGGAAGUUGCACAGAAGAAAAAUAUAUGGCAGAAGAAACUGAAGAAACAAAAACUUAUGGCCAAGAGUAAAUUAUGCAACAAAUAA